This is a messenger RNA of Nomascus leucogenys (northern white-cheeked gibbon), 4365 nucleotides long. It is a transcript of the gene CTNNA2, whose product is annotated as catenin alpha 2. Gene Ontology annotation, molecular function: structural molecule activity; cadherin binding; beta-catenin binding. Gene Ontology annotation, cellular component: adherens junction; catenin complex; actin cytoskeleton. NCBI's taxonomy places the organism in Eukaryota, Metazoa, Chordata, Mammalia, Primates, Hylobatidae. The record is from RefSeq and is a predicted model, not a curated record. Gene Ontology annotation, biological process: cell migration; cell-cell adhesion. Bases 733 to 3450 code for a protein of 905 amino acids. The transcript has 20 exons.
CCAAAGAAGUGAUAAAAUGUCACUUCCAUGAUAAGAUUACAAAAGAUGUUAAACUUUUAUCUUGUCUGUAUACAUACUCUCUCUCUCUCUCUCUUUCUCUCUCUCUGGCCCUUCUCACAUGUUUUCUCUGAUAAAGCAAGCUGAAGAGGCUCAUGUGGCAAUAAAUUUUGGAUGGCAACAACCAGUGAAGAACUGAGGUUCUCAGGCCACCAGCUCUCAAGGAACAAAAAUGAGUGAGCUUGGAAGCUGAUCUCUCUACAGUUGAGCCUUCAGAUGAGAUGAUAACCCUAGCCAAAAUCUUGUUUGCAGCCUGGUGAGAGAUCCUAAAACAAAGGACCCAGAUAAGCUGUGCUCCCUUAACAUGAUGAGAUGAUAAGCAUGUGCUAUUUUAAGCAAGUAAAUUUGGGGAAAAGGAGGCUGGGUCAUUUAAUCCAAACAAGACUGAAGACAAGCUUAGUAUUCAGCCAACCUACUCCUGCUUUAAUCCCAAGAAUGCUAUAACUGAAAUAAUUCAUCAGAUUAUUGAUUCAGUGAUUAACAAAAUUGUGUUCUUUGGAGAUGCAUGAGAGGCCAUAGAGACAAAGACAGAGAAAUAGAGCACCUCUGGAUUUAGAUGCACUCCUUCAAGGACCAUGGUUUCUGCAAUAGUACCCCCUCUCCAUUGUUCCAGCUCUGACUCAGAUGGGCCCUCCUUGAUGGCACUCCCAGCAGCACAGCCUUAGCACUGGGAGCAUGACUUCGGCAACUUCACCUAUCAUUCUGAAAUGGGACCCCAAAAGUUUGGAAAUCCGAACACUAACAGUGGAAAGGCUGUUGGAGCCACUUGUUACACAGGUGACUACACUUGUCAACACAAGCAACAAAGGCCCAUCUGGUAAAAAGAAAGGGAGGUCAAAGAAAGCCCAUGUACUAGCUGCCUCUGUAGAGCAAGCCACUCAGAACUUCCUGGAAAAGGGUGAACAGAUUGCUAAGGAGAGUCAAGAUCUCAAAGAAGAGUUGGUGGCUGCUGUAGAGGAUGUGCGCAAACAAGGUGAGACGAUGCGGAUCGCCUCCUCCGAGUUUGCUGAUGACCCUUGCUCGUCGGUAAAGCGCGGCACCAUGGUGCGGGCGGCAAGGGCUUUACUCUCCGCGGUGACACGCUUACUCAUCUUGGCGGACAUGGCAGAUGUCAUGAGACUUUUAUCCCAUCUGAAAAUUGUAGAAGAGGCCCUGGAAGCUGUCAAAAAUGCUACAAAUGAGCAAGACCUUGCAAACCGUUUUAAAGAGUUUGGAAAAGAGAUGGUGAAACUUAACUAUGUAGCAGCAAGAAGACAACAGGAGCUGAAGGAUCCUCACUGUCGGGAUGAGAUGGCAGCUGCCCGAGGGGCUCUGAAGAAGAAUGCCACAAUGCUGUACACGGCCUCUCAAGCAUUUCUCCGCCACCCAGAUGUCGCCGCUACGAGAGCCAACCGUGAUUAUGUGUUCAAACAAGUCCAGGAGGCCAUCGCCGGCAUCUCCAAUGCUGCUCAAGCUACCUCGCCCACUGACGAAGCCAAAGGCCACACGGGCAUCGGCGAGCUGGCUGCGGCUCUUAAUGAGUUUGACAAUAAGAUUAUCCUGGACCCCAUGACGUUCAGCGAGGCCAGGUUCCGGCCGUCCCUGGAGGAGAGGCUGGAGAGCAUCAUCAGCGGCGCAGCGCUGAUGGCCGACUCCUCCUGCACGCGAGACGACCGGCGCGAGAGGAUCGUGGCGGAGUGCAACGCCGUGCGGCAGGCGCUCCAGGACCUGCUCAGCGAGUACAUGAAUAAUACUGGAAGGAAAGAAAAAGGAGAUCCUCUCAACAUUGCGAUUGAUAAGAUGACUAAGAAAACAAGAGAUCUAAGGAGACAGCUUCGGAAAGCAGUGAUGGAUCACAUAUCUGAUUCUUUCUUGGAAACCAAUGUUCCUUUGCUAGUUCUCAUUGAGGCUGCAAAGAGCGGAAAUGAAAAGGAAGUGAAAGAAUAUGCCCAAGUUUUCCGUGAGCAUGCCAACAAACUGGUAGAGGUUGCCAAUUUGGCCUGUUCCAUCUCCAACAAUGAAGAAGGGGUGAAAUUAGUUCGGAUGGCAGCCACCCAGAUUGACAGCUUGUGUCCCCAGGUCAUCAAUGCCGCUCUGACACUGGCUGCCCGGCCACAGAGCAAAGUUGCUCAGGAUAACAUGGACGUCUUCAAAGACCAGUGGGAGAAGCAGGUCCGAGUGUUGACAGAGGCCGUGGAUGACAUCACCUCAGUGGAUGACUUCCUCUCUGUCUCAGAAAAUCACAUCUUGGAGGAUGUGAACAAGUGUGUGAUAGCCCUCCAAGAGGGUGAUGUGGACACUCUGGACAGGACUGCAGGGGCCAUCAGGGGCCGGGCAGCUCGAGUCAUACACAUCAUCAAUGCUGAGAUGGAGAACUAUGAAGCUGGGGUUUAUACUGAGAAGGUGCUGGAAGCUACAAAAUUGCUUUCUGAAACAGUGAUGCCACGCUUUGCAGAACAAGUAGAGGUUGCCAUUGAAGCCCUGAGUGCCAACGUUCCUCAACCAUUUGAGGAGAAUGAGUUCAUCGAUGCCUCUCGCCUGGUGUAUGACGGCGUUCGGGACAUCAGAAAGGCUGUGCUGAUGAUCAGGACCCCAGAAGAACUAGAGGAUGAUUCCGACUUUGAGCAGGAAGAUUAUGAUGUGCGUAGCAGGACAAGUGUUCAGACUGAGGAUGACCAGCUCAUUGCAGGGCAGAGCGCACGGGCCAUCAUGGCGCAACUACCGCAGGAGGAGAAGGCAAAAAUAGCUGAGCAGGUGGAGAUAUUCCAUCAAGAGAAAAGCAAGCUGGAUGCAGAAGUGGCCAAAUGGGACGACAGCGGCAAUGAUAUCAUUGUACUGGCCAAGCAGAUGUGUAUGAUCAUGAUGGAAAUGACAGACUUCACAAGAGGCAAAGGCCCAUUGAAAAAUACAUCUGAUGUCAUUAAUGCUGCCAAGAAAAUUGCCGAAGCAGGUUCUCGAAUGGACAAAUUAGCUCGCGCUGUGGCUGAUCAGUGUCCUGAUUCAGCAUGUAAGCAGGAUUUAUUAGCCUACCUUCAACGAAUUGCCUUGUAUUGCCAUCAGCUUAAUAUCUGCAGCAAGGUGAAGGCAGAAGUGCAGAAUCUGGGAGGAGAGCUCAUUGUGUCAGGGCUGGACAGUGCCACAUCGCUUAUCCAGGCAGCUAAAAACCUGAUGAAUGCUGUUGUCCUCACGGUGAAAGCAUCCUAUGUGGCCUCAACCAAAUACCAGAAGGUCUAUGGAACAGCAGCUGUCAACUCACCUGUUGUGUCUUGGAAGAUGAAGGCUCCAGAGAAGAAGCCCCUUGUGAAGAGAGAAAAGCCUGAAGAAUUCCAGACACGAGUUCGACGAGGUUCUCAGAAGAAACACAUUUCGCCUGUACAGGCUUUAAGUGAAUUCAAAGCAAUGGAUUCCUUCUAGGACGAUAGGUUUUUGACAAGAAAGCUUUUUCUUUCUUUUCUUUCUUUCUUUUUCUUUUUAAUUCCAUUUUUGUAUGCAUACCUGCCGGCUCGUAUGCCUCUGGCAUGGGGAAAUUAAGGGAACAGUGUCUGUUUGCAUGUAAGAUGAGAUGAGAUCAAUACUACUGAUCCAUCUGUAGCCUGGGAAGGAGACAGGACAUUCUUGUACUGAGGUGGCACAGAGCUGUCCUUUGCAACAUUCUCAUAAAAUUGGGCAUAGAGUUCGCAUUGGCGCAAUAUUUAUGGGAGUGGGAGGGAUGGGGAAAAUAAACUUAACUCUACAAAAGCAAACUCUAAUGCAUGCAAGAAUCAUUAGGUUGGCAGGUAUAUUCAUAAGUGAAAAAUCUGGAAGUGUAAUGGUAGAACAUAAAACUUGUAUUGCUUCUGUUUCAGUGCAAAAAUGUACUAGCCAAUACGCUUAAGUGUGUGGCCCACGAAUUGAACAAUUUAACCUUGAGUCUAUAUCUGUGAUAUUAUGUCGAUUUUUAACUGAGGGGAAAUUAACUAGUCCAGCCUAAAAUGCUUCUUUUAAUCUGCAUUCUGUUUCCUCUUCUAGUUGUGCCAUUACUAGUGAUCAUGUUUUUUUUUCCCCCCUUUACUGAAAACAAUAAACAGCUAUUUGAGACAAUUAAAAUCCUUCUGGGGGCACUGGAAGCACAAUAUGGUGACCAAUCUUGCUUUCAUUUUUUUCUUUUAAUUUGAACUAUGAUUUUGCUAGAAAUAGAAGGCCCAGUGGUGGAAUAUUAGAGGGAAGGAAACUGACAACGUGUGAAAGUUAGAGGCAAAUACAUAGGUGUAGCUUGGAGUGCUGGUAUCUAAUAUACCAUUGUAUUCACUAACUAACUCGAAAUAAACACAUUUAAUCUUGACAUCUCAA